AUGUCUGAAGGUAAUCCCGUGGUUCGGGAUGACCAGAUUGAGCACCUGGCAAGCUUGACUGGCCUCGAUCCUGCCCAGGCUGAACGCUACCUCAACGCCUCCAACGGUGACAUAACCCUCGCUGCUGCUCUCUUCUUUGACGAAUCCGCCGAACAGGCAGAGGGCGACUCAGACGAAGACGUAGAAAUGGCCGGUGGCAAUCAGCCCGCGGAUUCCCAUUCCUCCAACCCCAAUGCGCCCCAACAGCCAGCAGCCGGCGGUGGUCGUACCCUUGGUGGUGCAUAUGUGCCCCCUGCGGCAGCCUCGUCUUCCUCCUCAUCCUCACAACCGGCCGCUGCCAGAAGACAAGCGCCACAGCGGGGUCUCCGGACACUCAAGGACCUGCAGUCGGGUGGCGGGGGUGGACCUGCUCGCAACCACUCUUCCGAUGACGACGAUGCUGAAAAGGACGAUGAGAACCAGGACUUCUUUGCUGGCGGUGAGAAGUCAGGCCUCGCUGUGCAGAAUCCCAACGCAGCCAACCCGCGCGACCAGAUCAACAACAUCUUGAAGCGCGCGCGACAAAAUGCCCCACGUCCCGGCGGUGACGACGAGCAGCCCAGGUCGCACUUCCGCGGCGCAGGCACUACCCUGGGUGGCGACGAUGCUCCCUCUCGUACCAUUCCUGAUCCAACGGCCAACAUCCCCGCCCCGCCCCCGCGCGCUCACCGUGAACUGCACCUCUGGCGCGACGGCUUCUCUGUCGACGAUGGCGCCCUCUUCCGCUACGACGACCCAGCCAACGCUCGUACCCUCGAGAUGAUCAACACCGGUCACGCCCCACUACACAUCCUCAACGUCGAGCACGGCCAGGAAGUCGACGUCGAGGUACACGCGCACAAGGACGAGGACUACAAGCAGCCAAAGAAGAAGUAUGUUCCCUUUUCGGGAUCGGGAAAUCGGCUCGGCAGCCCGACUCCCGCUGCCAGUGGUAGUGCAGCGGCUGCUCCCAGCGCGGCUGUCACCUCGUCUUCAUCGGCUUCAGCGUCCGCUGCAUCUGCGCAACCGACGGUGCAUGUCGAUGACUCGAUUCCCACACUGAUGCUCCAGAUCCGUCUGGGUGACGGUACACGGUUACAGAGUCGCUUCAACACUACACACACCAUUGGCGACGUCUACGACUUUGUCACACGGUCCAGUGCGGAGAGCCAGCAGCGCGAAUACGCGCUCAUGACGACAUUUCCCUCCAAGGAACUCACGGACAAGAAUCAGGUCUUGGGAGACAUGGCCGAAUUCAAGCGCGGAGGCGUGGUGGUGCAAAAAUGGAAAUGA
Plenodomus lingam JN3 is the source of this 1311-nucleotide messenger RNA. RefSeq lists its product as uncharacterized. Gene Ontology annotation, molecular function: ubiquitin binding. The record is from RefSeq and is a predicted model, not a curated record. Gene Ontology annotation, cellular component: cytosol; nucleus. NCBI's taxonomy places the organism in Eukaryota, Fungi, Ascomycota, Dothideomycetes, Pleosporales, Leptosphaeriaceae. Gene Ontology annotation, biological process: proteasome-mediated ubiquitin-dependent protein catabolic process; autophagosome assembly; Golgi organization.